AUGGCGUUGCAGAGAUCAACGGUGUCGUUCAGGGGUCAUGGAUCGUCGGGACUCGUCUGGAAUGACAGGUUCGGGAGUGGAGAGAUUUGUCCCGGCGUGGAAAGACAAGAAGAAUUGAGCAACGAUCAUCGUGACGGAUCAAUGGCGGCUAGUACGCCUCCAACGGUGCAACGUAGCGCAUCAGACGGAAGACGUGGCCAUGGUGGCGCAAGAGAACUUGGGGAGAUAUCUCCAGCUUUGGAUCCACCUUCUCCUAAGAUAUCUUCCGUUGGUUGUGGCUUUUGUUCUUUGUUUUCGUCUAACGGCCGGAGAGGAAGAAGCAAAUCGAGGUAG
Molecule: messenger RNA, 333 nt
Organism: Camelina sativa (false flax)
Lineage: Eukaryota; Viridiplantae; Streptophyta; Magnoliopsida; Brassicales; Brassicaceae
Source: RefSeq, a predicted model, not a curated record